UAAUUUUAAGAAACUUCGAGGACAUAAACGUAAAUUCACAAGUCUUAAAAUUUUGCCUAUUUAUAGUAAGCUUUCUUUAAUUCCCAAUUUUUUUUUCAAUCAAAGAUGUCAGGAGAAGAAGAAGAAAACGCCGCUGAGCUCAAGAUUGGUGAUGAGUUUUUGAAGGCCAAAUGUCUUAUGAAUUGUGAAGUCGCAUUGAUUCUUGAACACAAGUAUGAGCAGCUUCAGCAGAUGUCUGAUGAUCCAACGAAUCAGAUUUCACAGGUAUUUGAAAAGUCACUGCAAUAUGUGAAGCGUUUCAGUCGGUACAAGAACCCUGAUGCUGUUAGACAAGCUCGAGAGAUCCUAAGUAGGUAUCCACUUGCUGAAUUUGAGCUCUGCGUUCUUGGGAAUCUUUGUCCAGAAACCGUUGAAGAAGGUAUUGCCAUGGUCCCAUCCAUCAAGAAUAGAGGACGUGCACUUGACGAGGAAGCUAUUGAGAAAAUGCUAACAGACCUUUCUCUAAUAAAGAAAUUUGAGUAGUCAUCAUUGUGCUGGUCUUGCUACGCUGCAGCAGUCUGCUUCCAAGCCACCCACUUCCAUGUAGCUUCCAUGUACUUUUGGGUAGCAGCUCUGUAAUAUAAUUUUCUCUCCGGACAUUUUGUUUCUUUUGGAAGUUGGUUUUAGCUUGCAACCCUUUGGUAGAGACCCAACCCGUGUUAUUAAUUAAGCUUAUAAAAAACCAGUGUUAUAUAAA
Messenger RNA from Lycium barbarum (goji berry), 736 nucleotides. Its product is annotated as DNA-directed RNA polymerase II subunit 4. Gene Ontology annotation, molecular function: translation initiation factor binding; nucleotide binding. Gene Ontology annotation, cellular component: RNA polymerase II, core complex; P-body. The coding region runs from base 106 to 522 and encodes 138 amino acids. NCBI's taxonomy places the organism in Eukaryota, Viridiplantae, Streptophyta, Magnoliopsida, Solanales, Solanaceae. The record is from RefSeq and is a predicted model, not a curated record. Gene Ontology annotation, biological process: transcription initiation at RNA polymerase II promoter; mRNA export from nucleus in response to heat stress; positive regulation of translational initiation. The transcript has 6 exons.